AUGAUUACCGUUAAAGAUAUAUACGAUAUUUUCACAGCGAUUGUGCCAUUAUAUGCUGCUAUGUUAUUAGCAUAUGCUUCGGUUCGUUGGUGGAAAAUCUUCACACCUGAUCAAUGUUCUGGAAUAAACCGUUUUAUCGCAGUUUUCGCAGUUCCGUUACUCGCUUUCCAUUUUAUAGCUUCCAAUGAUCCAUAUGCUAUGAAUUUCCGUUUCUUAGCAGCUGAUACACUUCAAAAAGUAGUUAUCCUUGUUGCUCUUUUUCUAUGGAACAUGUUCUCAAAAAUACAAGAUAGUUUUGAUUGGACUAUAACACUUUUCUCUCUUUCAUCUCUUCCUAACUCACUUGUCGUUGGAGUCCCUCUUUUAAAAGCUAUGUAUGGUGAUUUCUCAGGAACUCUCAUGAUACAAAUUGUCGUUAUGCAAGCUGUUAUUUGGUGCACGGUUCUGCUUUUCUUGUUUGAAUAUAGAGCUGCUAAGCUUCUUAUUUCAGAACAAUUUCCUGAAAAUGCAGUAUCUAUAACUUCUGUCAAAGUUGAUCCUGAUAUUGUUUCGCUUAACGGUAGAGAGCCACUUCAAACGGAUGCUGAGAUAGGAGAAGAUGGUAAAAUUCGUGUUGUUGUGAGAAGAUCAACUACUGGCUCUACGUUAUCAGCAUCAUUUAACACAUCUCGUUCAAAUCUCAGCAGUGUUGAGAUAUAUUCAGUUCCAUCAUCAAGAGAACCAACACCAAGAGCUUCUACUAGUAUUAAACAAAUGAAUAGUUUUCCGAGUAAUGAUAAUGAUAUUAGUGGUGAUGUUUAUUCGAUAGGGGAAACACCAAGGUCUUUGAAUUUGGAAGAUGGGAAUUUGAAGAUAAAUAAGAGGAAAGAGAUGAGUCUUAUCGGUGUUAAUGAAUUGAUUGAGAACACGUGUAGUGAAGAAGGGGGUGAUGGAAUUGAGGACGCAGGGAUUGUAAACAAAAACAAACAUAUGCCAGCAGCAACUGUGAUAGCAAGACUUAUCCUCAGCAUGGUUUGGAGAAAACUCAUAAGAAAUCCUAAUACGUAUGCAAGUGUUAUAGGACUUGUUUGGUCUCUUAUAGCAUUUAGGUGGCACAUUGAAAUGCCCUUAAUUGUACAAGGUUGCUUCUCAAUACUAGCUAAUGGUGGUCUUGGAUUGGCCAUGUUUAGUCUAGGUUUGUCCAUGGCAUUACAGCCUAAGCUGAUUCUAUGUGGAAAACGAGUUGCAACAUUUUCUAUGGCUGUGAGGUUCUUGGCCGCUCCUGCUGUGACUGCAGCAACCUCAUUAGCAGUUGGCCUCCGCGGAGUUCUCUUACAUUUUGCAAUUGUUCAGGCAGCCCUUCCUCAGGGUAUUGUUCCCUUCGUGUAUGCCAAAGAAUACAAUCUCCAUUCAGAUAUACUAAGUGUUGGGGUUAUAUUUGGAAUGUUGAUUUCAUUGCCCAUAACAACACUCUACUAUGUGCUUCUUGGUUUAUAG
Messenger RNA from Vicia faba (fava bean), 1476 nucleotides. Lineage: Eukaryota; Viridiplantae; Streptophyta; Magnoliopsida; Fabales; Fabaceae. The record is from the annotation of a GenBank genome assembly.